Messenger RNA from Solanum lycopersicum (tomato), 1085 nucleotides. RefSeq names its product serine/threonine-protein kinase STY8-like. Gene Ontology annotation, cellular component: cytoplasm. Gene Ontology annotation, biological process: protein phosphorylation; signal transduction. NCBI's taxonomy places the organism in Eukaryota, Viridiplantae, Streptophyta, Magnoliopsida, Solanales, Solanaceae. Gene Ontology annotation, molecular function: ATP binding; protein kinase activity. The record is from RefSeq and is a predicted model, not a curated record.
UGCAAAAUUUAUGGUCAAACGGGCCCUUAGAUGACAUGCGCGUGUAUUCAUGGAAACACAGAUUGAAAUGAAAGAAGAAGUGGCUCAAGGAAGCACAGCACAUAUAUACAGAGGAAAAUGGAGAGGAUAUGAAGUUGCAGUCAAAUGUGUAUUGCCUGAGUUCUUCCUCUUGAAUGAAAAUGGUGUUAGCUUCUUUGCUCAAGAGGUUGAGACGUUAUCAAGGCAGCGUCAUCGUUUUGUGCUGCAGCUUAUGGGGGCAUGCCUUGAUCCUCCUCAGCACGGAUGGAUAGUGACAGAGUUAUUAGCAAUGACGCUAAAAGAUUGGCUACAUGGUCCUGGUAAAAGAAGAAAAGAAAGAGCUAUUCCUCUUCCACUUUUUGAAGAGAGAGUUGUAAAAGCAAUGGAAAUUGCUCAAGGAAUGCAAUAUCUUCAUGAACACAAGCCUAUGGUGAUUCAUCGCGAUUUAAAACCGAGUAACAUUUUCUUGGAUGAUUCUAUGCAUGUUAGAAUUGCAGAUUUUGGACAUGCUAGGUUCUUGAAUCAUGAAGAAAAGGCUUUAACAGGAGAAACAGGUUAGCUAAUUCUCUUGUUCAUUACUCUCUCUCUCAUUUUAUAUGAGAUAGAUUGACUCAACGCGUCGUUUAAGAAAGAAAAGAUGGCUUUUAAAACUUGUUGUCCAAAAUGAAUGACAGAAAUUAAUUGUGUGACUGUUAAAACAGUCAAAUUGUUACUUAAUAUAGAAAUGUGUCAUUCUUCGCUUGUUAGGAUUGACUAAAAGAGAAAGUAAUAAGUUUUUGUGUGGUAUAUUUAUUGAUUAAACAUCAAAGUUUUGAGAUUUCAGGCACAUAUGUAUACAUGGCACCAGAAGUGAUUCGAUCAGAACCUUAUGAUGAAAAGUCGGAUGUCUAUAGUUUUGCCAUUAUUCUCAAUGAGCUUCUCACCGGAGAAUAUCCUUACAUUCAAACUCACUAUAAUCCUUCUAAGGUACACCCUUAAUUCCUUGCAUUACGAAAGACUGUCUACAUCACACCCUUUUAUAAGAGAGAGAAAAAGUAUUAGUAUUCCUUCUGUCCCAUAUGGUCCAC